Messenger RNA from Calidris pugnax (ruff), 901 nucleotides. Its product is annotated as testis-expressed sequence 10 protein homolog. Bases 1 to 783 code for a protein of 260 amino acids. The record is from RefSeq and is a predicted model, not a curated record. The transcript has 6 exons. NCBI's taxonomy places the organism in Eukaryota, Metazoa, Chordata, Aves, Charadriiformes, Scolopacidae.
AUGUUCUUCAGCAACACAUUUUCAGAGUCCAAAAAGCAGAACUCGGAGCACUCAGUUUCCAGUCGCUAUGAAUUUGGGGUAACAGAGUCCCCCGAUGUCUUGGGUUCAUCCCAUGUGAACAUGGAAAGCAAGUCCUUCCCCUGUCGUUUUCACCUCUUUGUUGUAUUUAUAAGUGACAAUAAUAUCCCUUCUCAGAUGAUCUGUCACAGCUUGUCCACCAUACCGUCCCAAAGUCAGUGUUUUGACAUUCUCCAGACUGGCAUCUGUAAAUAUCUGGUUGGAUUGGUGGUAAUCCCCGAUAGCACAGCUGGAUCUGUUCUAUGUGCCAUAAAUAAGCUCUUGGAUCAAGCCUGCAUCCUAAGUGAAACCCUGCACAAGUUCUUAGCCUCCUGCUGUUACAGUCUUCUCUACUUUCUGCUGACCUUAGACAAAGAGGACGCAGAACAUGUACAGAAAAGGGACGUGCUGUGGGCAUCGUGUAUCUCUGCGUUAGCGCUCCUGCCGCGGCUGCUGAGGCUGAUGCUGCAGAGCCUGCAAGUCAGCAGGAUCUGUCGGGAGGAACUACCCGUUGUCGCUCAGUUGCUUCGCUUGCUCAUGCAGCAUGGGCAGCUCAGGAGCCAUAUGAUCACCAAUGAAUUCCUGGUGCAACAGAUUAUCAAGGACAUCAUGACACUGAAGAGCGGUGAAGUUCAGGAGCAGUGGCUGACGGACCUCCAUUACUGUUUCAACAUCUACCUUGCCUCUCACCCCCAGGGGCCUGGCCCCAUCAACGCCGUGUAUUAAAGAGGUCAGACUGCAUUUAUUGUAAAGCAUUUACUUCUAUUUAGUUUUGAAUGGGAGAUGUUGGAACAAAGCUUGUCAAUUUUUUGUAAGUGAAACAGAAUAAAAAUUUUACAAAGAA